Molecule: messenger RNA, 397 nt
Organism: Hermetia illucens (black soldier fly)
Lineage: Eukaryota; Metazoa; Arthropoda; Insecta; Diptera; Stratiomyidae
Product: larval cuticle protein F1-like
Exons: 2
Coding region: 1-372 (123 amino acids)
Source: RefSeq, a predicted model, not a curated record
AUGCCCAAUAUACCUAUACUUUGGAAGCUAAUAAUAUUCCUUUUGAUUUAUCAGGUCCAUGUCUCCCACCCACAACCAAUCAUCAAAUACGCUGCUGCUGCUCCCGCAGUAGCUGUUGCGCAACCCGUUGUUAAGGCUGUAGUAUCCCAACCAGUUGCUGUAGCUCAACCAGUUGCUGUUGCUCAACCAGUUGCCGUAGCUCAACCAGUUGCCGUAGCUCAACCAGUUGCCGUAGCUCAACAAGUUGCUGUAGCUCAACCAGUUGCCGUAGCCCAACCAGCCUACGUUAAAUCAUACUCUGCCCCUGCCUAUGUAAAAUCCUAUUCUGCACCAGCCAUCAGCUAUGGAGGUGGUUACGGUCACCCAUGGUAAAAUUUCCAGCAGAAACACCAAACGG